AUGACUGCGGAAGAACAGACUGGCUGCCCAGGGAAAGCCCCCAGGAGCAGCCCUGUCCUCCCCAGACUCCCCGCACCGAGCCACGGCGUCUCCCGGGCUGCAUCCCGCAGGGAGAUGUGGGGUGGGAGAGCCCGUCAUGGCGCGCCCCGCAGCGUGGCGGCCCCCGGGACGGCGUGGGCUGGGCUGGGGCGUUGCUCGGGGUGCUGUGUUGGGGGAUCCGGGCUCCUGACCGGGCGGUUCUCAUUGAAAGAUGUGGAGGCCUUGAAGAAGGCCUACGAGCUGAUCAAGGCGGCCAUCGAGGGCCAGUGCGCCCUGGACAGCUCGGAGAGCUUCAGCCCGGAGUUGGCGGUUCUGUGUGCGGAGCAGGCCCUGCAGAUGAAGUUCCCCGAGAUCACGGAGGACUGCGUGAAUCUGUACUUCAAGAGGAAGCCCCCCACCAGCCAGUUCAAGGGCCGAGCGUACCUGUGCCAGGCCCAGCUCUACGUGCCCGAGUCCAUGGAGCAGAUGGAGGUCUUUCAGAAGGCCGUGAACGAGUUUCUGAAAGUCAUCCACUUUGCCAGCGAAGAACCCCGGUACUACUUCCUGGUCUACAACGCUUCGGUCCUCUACUGGAAGAUGGCCAGGGCCUUCCUGAAGCCGGGCCACCGGCAGCACCUGAUCCCCAGCCUGCUGCAGAUCGUCAACGUGCUGGAGCAGAUCAACGAGGAGGACAAGGACUGGCAGGCCGAGCUCAUGCUGGCACGAGAAGAACUUGCUCCUUUGCCCAACGUCCCUGGCUGCCUCCAGCUCUCCGGCCUGGACCCAGGCGAGAUCAAGCCUCGGGCAGGAAGGGCCAAGCUGUCAGCGAGUGGGGAGGCGGCCUUCUCUGGCCCGACUUCCCAAGACUCCUCGCCAAAGGAAAAGAUGGUUGUCUGGCCCUCGGCAGGGCGCCGCCUGGACGUCACCCCCCGAACUCAGAGCAGCCGCAGACGCGGAAAUGGGGCAGGCGGCCUCAGUCCCCCUCGUGGCUCGCAGGACCCCGGGAAGAUGAUCGAGGUCGAGUGCCUGGAGUACGAGCUGGAGCUUCUGAAGAUGGACGACAAGAUCCUGGCCUACACCGUGAGCGCUGUGGAGGUCCAGCUGGCCGUGAUCAAGAGGCUGAACUUGGCCCUGCUCCGGGCCAACCGCUUGGGCGACCCCAACGUGAUCCAGGUGGUGUGUGCCACCCAGUGGAACGUCUGCCUGCCCCUGCUGCAGCACAACCUGCGCUCGAACCUGCUCAAGCCCCUGCUCGAGGUGGCCGAGAUCCUGGAGAAGAUCGACAGCCUGAUGAUUGUGAUGAGAUGCCAGAUUCACAUCGAGAUCGCCCAUAUCGAGGAGGACGAGGACAGGCUGAUGGUGGCCAUGGGCCACUUGCAGAAGGCCCGGCGCCUCGACUUCCUGGGGGGAUACCAAGACCUCAUCAACAUGGCGUACAACCGGCUGCGUCUGUGCGCCAUGCUGUACCAGGUUCCAAAGCGCAUGGAAGACAAGGCCAUCAUGGCGAUCGAGGAGGCCAAAAAGACAAGACCCAAAGACAGCAUAAGGAAGAAACGGGCUCUGCUCGUGAACGUGGGCCUCGCCUUGGCGCCUGACGCCUUUCAAAUUGUUCUGGAUGGAGAGAACGAGAACAAAGUCGCGAUGGGUAAGAGCAGAAGACACAUCAGCUUCCUCUGUGCCAAAGCCCGCCAUCACACCAUGAGCGUAGACAAGGCCGAGGGCCAUCUGAAGCGCCUCAACCGGGACAACCACGAGGAGCGGAUCUACAUUUGGGCCGACUUAGCCAAAGUGUCCCGGAAGCAGGGCGUGUGGGACGUGUGCCGGACGGCCUGCAGGUUCUGCCUCCUGUAUGAUGCCAUGUCCAAGAGGAUGGUCAAGGUCAAGAAAAGAGGGAUGCCAGGCCGACCCGUGCGCUCUGUGCUCCGUCUAGGCCCCGUUGGGAAGAAGAAGCGCCUCUGGGGGGCGUUGGAGAUCAACCUCGACACCCUGGGCCCAGAAUCGGGCCAAAAGCCCAUGUCGGUGGACGUCCUGCGCACGUUUGCUGAGGUUGGCUUCAUCAAUGCCGAGGCCAUCAUCCACUUCCUGCGGUCAGAGGGCAUCGAGCUGAAUAACCGGCCCAUCCCCCCCGAAGUCACAGUCCCACACCACCCUGGCAACGUGGUGCCCCCCGAGGAAGAUGCCGAGUGGCUCACCUACAGCUCCUGGAUUAUGAACUUGUCUCAGUACGCGAUGAAGAACUGGCUGCGCUCAGCCGAGAUCGGGCAGGAGAUCAACGAAGCCUGGCUGGUGCACAACACGGUCGUCUACGUCCUCAACCACAACCAUCACCUGAUCUUGGCCGGCCGGCAGAAGGAGCUGGUGGAGCUGCUGCAGGGCCUGCUGGGCAUCAUGAAGGUCACGGGUCACAACGGGGACACCAUCACGCUGGUGUUGCUGUGCAAUGCCCUGGCCCGGGGGCUCAUCCUGGGGCUGAUCCCCUCCCAUACGUCGGAAAAGGGCCGCAAGUUUCUGAAGUCGAACCAGCUGCACUUGUCCCCAGUGGAGGGUUUUGUGGCUUCCGAUGUCAGACUGGCCAUCGAGGUUUGUGACUAUGGUCUCACUCUGACAAAUGGGAAUCUGCCUCAUGAGAUAGUGCCCAUCAGCACCCGGCAGCAACUCAUCGCCACCUGGGUGAAAGCCAAGCAGCUGCUGCAGCAGCAAAUCGGCAGCAAACUGGGCACGGACGAUGAGUACAUCAAUGAAAGCCAGACGCGGAUGACUAAGGUCCUCGUGGCCCUGGAGAUGUACUCGUGCAAUGGGCUGGGCCUCAUGGACUUCAACCUUCCCUCCCUGAAUCAGGUGGUGAGGUUGGCCUCCGAGUGCAAGUGGACAGACCCCCACGUGGAAAUCCAGAGCAUGGUCCGACUGGCCCAUUUUGCUUAUGGGUUACGCGAACAUGAAAUUGUGAUGUCCUUGGCCAAAAAAGCCUUGAGCAAGAUUGCGAGACACAGCGAGGACGUAGGACCAAACGAAAAAUUAUUCCGAGCAGAAUUGCUGAGUUCCUUGCUGUGUAUCCAGGGGAAAAGCAUCAUGGAGAACUUGGCAGGAAGGAAGCACUUACGCCAGCAGGCCGCCAAGGCCUUUCUGGACAGCAUCAGGUAUGGAGGCUUGGCAGGGAACCACACGCUGGUGAUGCAGUCAGCCCGCCAUUACUGGAACACUUGCUUCCCGUUCUUCAGCUCCGCCUUCUGUCGGAAGAGGCUGAAAACGUCCAUCCAGCAGAUCCUCAAAAUCAUCAAUAAGACCAAAACCCAAAAGAAGUGUGAAGAAAUGUCCUUCAUUCUCCAUCAGUGGCCCAGCAUGGACCUUCAGCACAGUGGAAGCACCAACACCCGCUUCCUUCCAGGCAGCGAGGACGACACCAGCCUGAAGACGGCCCUGUACGGGCUCCUCUUCCACAUGUACGCCGACCAGAAUGACCUGCAGGGAGGCCUCCGGGUUCUGGAGCAAGCGGUUCAGAUCUUGCCCCGCGCCUCUCACCGCCUCCUGCUCUUCAAGCACAUCGUGAUAGUCAAGGCCAAACUCGGCCAGAACUUCUCGAUGGAGAUCCAGAAGUUUAAGGACACGAGCGAAGACUACCUGUCCCAGAUGUGGCAUCGCCUGGCUUCCAACUCCAAGGACCCCCUUGGAAGCCUGAACUGCUACUACAACGCCAUCCAGGCCCUGCAGAAACCAGAGAACACGUGGCAGAAGAUCUCUUACCUGCUGGAGUUCUCCGAGUGGCUCUAUUGCAAUCAGUUUCCCAUCAACAACGUCUUCUUCCACCUGAAUUUGGCUAUCGAGCUUCUCGUCUGCAUGAAGUCGGACCACACCCGCACGGAGGAUGUGGACGUCUCCCCCAUCCCAGUGGAGGACCCCGGCGAGGACUCCCCCGAGUCAGAAAAGCUCUCUGAAGCGGCGUUUGAUCAACCCGGGGUUUACUUUGGUUUUGUAGAGAAAAUGUCCGUAAGCCAAGAGGAACUUGUGGAAGAGACUUCCAAGGUACCUGCGAAGCUGACCUUUGAGUCCCUAAACAAUGUGAGGAAGCUGGACGUGCUGACCCAGGCCUACACGCUCCUGGCCAUAAUGUCAGGAAAUGUGCCUUCUCAGUAUGAGAAUUCCUUGAUGGCCUACAGGUGUGUCCUGCGCAUUUGGGAGGUCUCCCUGGCAACAGUGGGGCAUAUACUGAGAGCCUUCGAUGCCAGCCCAGAAAAAGAUAAGAGUAAGGAUAAAGGCAAAGAGGAAGAGAAGGAUAAAGGCAAAGAGGAGGAGAAGGAUAAAGAGGAGGAGAAGGAGAAAGGCAAGGAGGAGAAGGAGAAAGGCAAGGAAGACAAGAAGGAGAAAGGCAAGGAGGCAAGAAAGGAGAAAGGCAAGGAGGAGAAGAAGGAGAAAGGCAAGGAGGCAAGAAAGGAGAAAGGCAAAGAGAAGAAGGAGAAAGGCAAGGAGGAGAAGGAGAAAGGCAAGGACAAGGAUAAAGAUAAAGACAAGCUAAAGGAUAAAGGGCCGAUGCAGUCAAUAAUGGCCAGUAAGCCAUUGGAUGCUUUGCCAUCCAGCGUGGAGGAGUGGGCAUUCUUCCAGUGCCCCAAAGACCUGACCGUACUCUUCGCCCAAAAUGCCAGUAACUCUACCAUCAAUAUCAACACCAUUCUGAAACCUAACUUCAGCCUGUACUACCUGGACCAGUUGGUGAAGACUCUGCACUCACUUCACCUCAUCCACCUCACACUUCCUGUCCUCCAGUUGGCUGUGGUGAUUUGUGACCUAAUUUUAGAAAGUAAAACGGUCUCUGACCUCUACCAUCUCAGGCUGGCUGAGGUCUGCACGGAGAUACGAUUAUGUGAGGCUGCAGCCUUCCACGAAGCCUUUGUGGGAGGGAUCUACAUCAAUGAGCUGGAGCAAGCCAGAAAUGAAGUCAGGUCGAGGAAGGAGAAGAGGAGCGAGUUCCUGAAAGAAGUGGCCACCGAAAACCAGGGCCUCACGUACAGGGAGGGCCAGAGCGCGCCUAUGAUCUUGGAGGCCAGGGACAAGGUCCUGGAGAUCAACGAGCAGCCGCAGAAGGGCAUCCAAGGGGUCUCCUUUCCGUACCUGUGGAUGUACAAGGCUGAGGUGCUGCUCCAGAUGAACGCUUAUCAGCCCGCGUGGCUCCUGCUGGCAGAGGCCGAGAUCGCCCUUCGCGAACUCGGGGAUGGCUGCGGAGAGGCAAAGUGCCUCCUCCUCCUUGCCGAGCUGGCGAAGAAGGAGCUGAAAUACUCCCAGGCCAAGAAGCUCAUCGAGAAGGCCCAUUCCCUGGGCGGAAAUGAGGAAUUCUGGUACAGCUCCACAGUCAUGCUGAUCAAGACCCUCCUGGCCCAGGAAAAAGGCAAAGGCACCCUGAUCCCCAACAUCAUCCAGAAGACCACCAGCGUCUUCCAGACUCUGGCCCAGGAGAGGCCCAACAGGCGCUCGUUCCUGACGUUCCUGGGCACGUCUCUGGAAGCUUGGCUGGUGCCAGUCGCCGCGGCAUCCAAGCCUAAAUUCAACACUGCCCAACCUCGGCGGGGAGCCUCUCAUCCCACAUUGAUACGCGAAAUGACUCUGGACCAAAGCUAUGGAAGGGGUGCACAAAUUCAGCUGAACUUUGUCCUGGACUCAGCUGGAGAUUCAAAUAUUUUGGAUUUUUCAUACCUGCUUGACGCCAUCUAUCAGAGGCUGAAAACAAUUGAGAAAAGUUUUUUUGAUAAUGGCUAUAAAUACCAUUGUGUGGAUGUCAUUCUCCUAUCUGUCAAGAUCAAGAGGAUAUUUGCCAAAAAUGAGGCUGAUGAGAAACAGAAGGCCUCCUGCUUUUUAGAAGCCUAUACCUUGAUCCGGAAAGCCAUCAGAUAUCUGGAAGAAAUAUUUGCUGACAUUCAAUCCCUUCUGCCCCUCCAGGAGACCCAGAACAUCAACACCCCCCUGAUGAGGAAGCUUGCCAGGCUCAAGUUAAAACUGGCCAAAGUCUCCCUGGAGAUAAUGCAUUUUAAUCAGAGUAAAUGUCUGCAGGAAAAUCUGAAAGAAGGGACGUGGGAGAAAGUCCUGGCCGACUACUUGUUGGAUCCCGAUGACUUCACUGACCUGGAAAGGGACUGGUUCAACCUGAAGCGGACGGUGGUCCACAGGGCUCUGGCCCAGCUCGAGAGCAUGCAGCACCUGAGCGUUGGCUGCAUUGAUCUUCGAGCCAGGUUCUUGCACCUCACGGGGAAAACCCUCCAUCUCCUGGCUAUUCAGACGGACCCCGUUAAUAAGCCUUGUUACUGGGACGAGAACUUCCUGACCGACCACAAAAUCGUGGGCCCGGCAUCUGCGGACACAGACAAAGAGGAAACUGAGGCCGUCGCUCAAGCCUCUUCCCAAAGCGAGGACCAAGUCCGGAAAGGCAAAGAAUUAAAGAAGAGGUUCACGAUGGCCCAGAAGUUCCGCGCCCAGGCGUCCGAGGUUCUCCUUCAGUGCCUACAAGUCUCUCUCAGCAACAACUUGAUGAAAACGGCAGCCAAAGCCAGCCUGGAGGUGGUGGAGAGCAUCGGGGCCAUGGACCAACCUUUGGCCUGCCAGUUCAUGGCCCUUUACCAGAGCUGCUCCGCAUCCGUGUCCAUGAGGAAGCUCCUGUACUCUGUCACGACCAACACGUGCAGCUCCCAGCUGGCGUCCCUGAUUCAACUUCACCAGAAGCUGCAGGAAGAAGACAAGAUGGACACCACCCUCUUCAACAGCGUGGAGCAGAGCCUCAUGAAGAUGUCUAAGGUCUGGCAGAACCUCAACGUUUCUGAUCAGCAUUUCAAUAUCCUGAGUGACCUCCCUCUGAGCUAUCGGAUCCUCAUCCUCCAGCACUCAGACGACAGGUCAAUCCUGUACGGCAUGAUCUACGAGAAGCCCAAGUUCGCCCCUGGACCCAAGGGGAAAAUGGUUCAGAUCAGCAUCUCUGAGAACAGUUGGACUCUGGGAAUGUACCUGCACCAAGGCCAUAUCCCAGUGGGGCAUCCAGGCUACCCACGGGUUGGACUUGACACCCAGACUCACUGUCCCAAGGUCAUGGCCAUCUCCUACCCCCAGAACAAAAGAACCAGCCAAGAGAAGGAGCCAAGAAGUGUCUUCCAGGAGCUGUACAUGGAAGGGGGAUCUCUUGGGGAGACUCCAUCCCUCUUUUCUUCCAGAGACAUGAGAGAGCCAAGUAGCACAUCCCAGAGCUGCCUCUCUGUGCCAGGGUUCCAAGGGCCAGGUGGCUAUCGUGUCAGAGAUGCUCAGAGCAGGCGUGCACAGGCUGGAUCCAUUGGCCCAUUCGCAGUGGGCAACAAAGCAAACACACCUAACUUAUUCACUGUGGCCUCCAACAGCCAAAAUCAAGGGGAUCUGGGCUACCCCCUGGCACUGACCAUCCCUGGCAGAGUGGCCAACCUGCACCUGUUCCCUCAACCAGCUCGGGACAUACACAAGAGCUUCGACCAGCUCCAAGCACUGGCCUCUGGGAUGGGCUGCAGCCCUGGGCAGAAGGGACCACCAGGACCUCUUCGAGGGCCCAAGUUGGUUCUGUCCCCCUUCCUGAAUGACCCUUGUGCUCAGGUGUGGGACGGAUCCCGGAGCCUCGCUGAAGUCGGGGGAUUCAUGGAGAAAGAGGAGCUACUUCAGGACCACGAUGGAAUGUCCACCCAGGAGGGUUUGCAGCACGUGAACUUGGCCAGAAGCCUCAGGUUUAGCACUGAGGUUCUCCUGGGAGCUCAGGGGCCAUCGGACCAGCCGUGA
Messenger RNA from Gracilinanus agilis (Agile Gracile Mouse Opossum), 7788 nucleotides. RefSeq names its product cilia and flagella associated protein 46 (gene CFAP46). Gene Ontology annotation, biological process: axoneme assembly; cilium movement involved in cell motility. The coding region runs from base 1 to 7788 and encodes 2595 amino acids. The record is from RefSeq and is a predicted model, not a curated record. The transcript is spliced from 48 exons. Lineage: Eukaryota; Metazoa; Chordata; Mammalia; Didelphimorphia; Didelphidae.